Molecule: messenger RNA, 5425 nt
Organism: Myxocyprinus asiaticus (Chinese sucker)
Lineage: Eukaryota; Metazoa; Chordata; Actinopteri; Cypriniformes; Catostomidae
Gene: cracd
Product: capping protein inhibiting regulator of actin dynamics
Exons: 10
Coding region: 170-3706 (1178 amino acids)
Biological process (GO): negative regulation of barbed-end actin filament capping; maintenance of gastrointestinal epithelium
Source: RefSeq, a predicted model, not a curated record
CACACAAAGAGGUCAGCUCGCGUGCUGCGACUUGAAUGGGAUAUAACCGAGUGCCGCGAGACUCAAUAAAAGAAGCAUAGGACUCAAUCUUUGUGCUGUGUCACACAAGGGAGAGCGUCAAGGAGCAGCAACAGAGAGUUGUAAAUCAAGGUGCAGAAGUGUCAAAUCCAUGUUCCCUAAGGUUUUUCUUCAGUGGUGUGCAGCUCUUUCCAGCUGUGCGGCUGAACUAGAGCGGCGACGGCAGGGCAAAUUCCAGCCACUCCGGCGUCUAUUUGGGAAAAAGAAAAGGAGGGAAGCAGAACGGUUUAAGGGAUCUGAACUUAAACAAAGCCAUUCAACUGAUGAUGUUUGGAAUGGGGUGGCCUCAUUUAACGAAGAGAACAAUCAGUAUCUAAGGGAGUUAAACACCCUAGGUUCUCGAGCUUUUUCACACGAGAGUGUAUUUAUCCCCGAGGACUCCGAGAAGGCAUACCCAGGGCAGACAAUGUCCCUGGAGAAUGUUUCAGACAAAGUCAGGAACAUUCAGAGGCAAAUUGGACAUAAUAUCAAGUUUGGUCAGAGACCCCCUUCACUUAUGAAGAGUGAGGGAGACGAAGGUAGCUCAGAUGAAGAAGAGGUACCACAAAGUCCACUGAGGGUUAUUGCUCAGGUGGAGAGUGAGCCACAGGAGGCAGAAGCCAAGGAAAAGGCUGUCAGCCAUGAUGUAGUCCAGCACAGAACUCCAGUCAAAUCCCCACGCACAAAACGCCCACCUCCCCCUGGUACAAUUGAGUCCAUCAAUCUAGAUGCUGUCCCUCAGUCUGUCCCACGCUUAGACAACACUGCUGCCAAACACAGACUGUCUGUCAAACCGAAGAACCAGAGGGUGUCUCGCAAACACAGAAGGUUCACACAGGAUUUUCACAAACUGGAUCUCUCUGAAAUGCAAGAGGAAAUAGAAACACAAAAACACGAAGAAGUAUUUGAUUUGCCAAGUGAGGACUAUAACAUUAUGCAAAGGAUCAAAGAAGAUUAUGAGCCCACUGAGAAAUCCAUUAGAAAGCGACUUCAUGAGGAGGAACAAGAACGGCUUGAGCUUCAAAGAAGUGAACAAGAGAGAAAUAGGAAGAAACAAUUUAGGAGAAUUGAGGAACAGAGGCUAGAAGAAGAACAAAGGCAAAAGAAAGAAGAGGAGAGGAAGCAACGAGAGGAAGAGGAGAAAAGAGCAAGGGAAGAGGAACAGAGAAGGAAAGAAGAGCUUCGAUUAAGACAGGAGGAAGAGAGAAACAGGCAAGAGGAGGAGGAAAAGAUGAGGAAAGAGGAAGAGGAAACAAGAGCAGAGGAGAGAAGGCGGCAAGAAUUUGAGGCAGAGCGUUUUCGUCUGGAAGAGGAAAGUAAAAGGGAGCAGGAGGAGAGAAGGAGAAAGGAGGCAGCAGACAAACUUAGGAUUCAGGAGUUAGAGGAAAAACAAAAGAAAGAGGAAGAGCAACGGCUUCAUGAGAAAGAAAUACGCCAACAAGAGGAAGAGGCUGAGAGGAAAAGACAAGAAAAAAAGAGGGAGGAAGAGGAAAGAAAGAGGCAACAACAAGAAGAGAAAGCAGCUGAGAAGCAAGCUAGAGCCACUGACCCAGAGUGGAAAAGGAAGGCAGAGGAACUGCGAUGGAGAGAGAUGGAGGAGAGACAAAGACCCUUCACUUUCAAGGUGUCCUCGGGUGAGAAGCAGAUACUCUUCCAGAGGGUCAACCUUACUCCUGUUACUUCAGCAACUGGCCAACAAAGUGAAACAACAGCUGAAACCAGGGAGGGAGCCAAAGCCCCUUCACCAGGAUGUGCUGAUUCACCUCCUCUCUCUUCAUCUCUUUAUGUCCCGCAUACUGCUAUUUUUGUGACAGGGGCCCAGCUUUGUGGAACAGCAGUCAAUCUUGAUCAGAUCAAGGAUACAGCUUGCAAGUCCCUUCUUGGUCUUUCUGAAGGCAAAAAUGCCAUUGGCAUACCACCAACCAAGAGCAAAACAUCUCCAGAACAUAAAUCUGGAAAAACUAAAUCCUUAUAUGAGUCUUCCGUAUCUGCAGACCAAUCCAAUGCUGCUGUACUAGCGGAAUGGGCAAGUAUCCGAUCCAAAAUUUUUAAGGGUGCUGAAGAUGGAAAAUACAAUGAGAAUCCAGAUGAGAGUCGCAAGCAGUCCAAGAGCAGACCAGUAAGUGAGGAUCUAAACACAGUGCCAUUGUCUCACACCAACCUCAGGAAAACCUUGUCAGCCAGUGCUAAGUUUUCCAUUACCCCAGCCAGAAAGAAAUUUGCUGAUUCUAACAGAAACUCCGAAAUUUUCAGUCAGGUAGGAAGAGAGGGUGAGAACACAGAAACAACAUCUAUAGAAACUCCCUCUGUCCAAAAGGUAGAUUUGCCUUCUGUAGUUACCAAGAUCCAGAACAGGGGAAAUAAAUUUGUCCGUAUUGCAGAUAGUGUUGAAGAAUGCAAGUUUGCCAAAGACUUCCCUUCCUUUCUUGUUCCAAACCUGCCACAUGAAACCCCCAAAUCACAGAGAUCGGAGACUGGGUCCCCAAGUUACACAGAAUCAGAAGACUCAGACAUAAAGUAUGAAGGGGAUCAGAAGGAUCCGAGCUGUAAUGAGACACCCUCACCUUUUGGAAUCAAGCUGAGAAGAACCAACUACUCUCUUCGCUUCCAUAAUGAACAAUCUGCAGAGAAGAGGAAGAAAAGGUACAGUGCAGGAGACAGCUUUGAAGGAGUCCCAGUGCCCUUAACCUCUGACACUUCUACACUCUCUGAGAAGUCAAGCCCAGCUUCUCCCCAACAAGAGACUGCUGGACACCAACCCCCUGCAGCACCUAGUAAAGAAUCACGAACAAAGUUUUUCAGAAGUACUCUCCCAUCAGCAUGCAAUGAAGGUGACAACACUGUCCCAAAGCCUCCACUUUACCAAAAACCAUCUACCUCCCCCAAACCAUCUGAAGGUGCCACACCUCCACCCUCUCCUCUCCCAAAACCAGGCAGAAGGACUUCAGGGGAUAUGAUUUCCCAAAGAACUGGGGAAUUUGAACAGGUAGCUGCUGAGCAGAGCGAUGAAACUUCAGCAUCUGGACCAUCCCAGAGAAAUGGAGAGGAUGAGCUAAAAGAGAAGAAGUCAUUUUUUCCAUCCAUCAGCAUCCCAUGGAGAGAAAAAACAGAUCGCAGGACAGAACUUAUUAAAAGAGAAAAACCCUAUCUGCAGAUCAGACACUCCCUGGACAGCCCACAAACACAGGAGAAAGAGGCAGGACCAUUGUGGGUCAAUCUGGCACUGCAGAAACAGAAAGGAUUCAGGGAACAGCAGCAGAACCGAGAGGAGAGGAAAAGCCAGCGAGAGGCUAAGCUGGCUGAGAAACAGGAUAGAGACAGAGAAAUCGUUGGAAUGGUCAGCCCCACUGAAGAUAAAGGCAAUGGAAGUUCAAGCCCCCUCAAGCCUCAAACUGCAGAUGAGAAUAAAAGACCAGACACACUCCUGGCCCGCUUUGAACGACGUGAGAACUUGAAGAAAGCCAAUACCUUACCCAGCUCAGUCACAGUUGAAAUAACAGACUCUACACCCUCUCCGCCAGCAACGAAGGAUGUGACAAAGCGCUUCCCUCCUGGUGACACUACACAGGUUUCUACUGAGCCUGCCUGGCUCGCCCUAGCCAAGCGUAAGGCCAAAGCCUGGAGCGACUGUCCACAGAUCAUCAAGUGAUCCAAUACUUUUGACCCAGUGAAAAAAGCAAAUAAGUACCACCACUUCAUCCAUAUCAGUUGGACAUCACUGCACCCCAACUCAUCUCUGGCUCUACAACAACUACAGCAUUACAAGUCCCUAUUUUACUUUUGCCCUGAACAUUCUACAAAUAUGAAUUUGUAGAAUUAGGAAAUUAUUAUAUUAUUUCCUAAUAAUUGGUAUUUUUAUAAUAAAAAAAUGUAUUGCCAUAAUGACAAAUCAUUGUGCCUAUACCUUUUUUUUUUUUUUUUUUUUUUUUUUUAAGAGAACCAAUGAUGAAACGUAUUACCUUUUCCAAAAGCCAACCUGUGUCUCUUCUUGUUUUCAAUCAGUAAAAAAUGUUUUUGCAAUAAUCUAAAUCAACAGGAUAUUACACCAUUUUCUGAUGCAACCAAUCAGACAACACCAAGAAUCUUUGUCAAGAAGAACAGCCCUUCAUAUCUUAAUAGUUUUCAAAGUUCAUUGAUCUUGUUAACAGAAAAUAAUCAGUGUAUAAACACAAUGCAUGUCAAACUGUUGGUCCUAGAUAUUACUAAAACAAUAAGUGGUUGAAAUUCAAUAUAAUGUAACACAUUUUAAAUAAGACAAGACAAUAUGUUGAUGCUUUAAUGAUGAUUCUGGGAAGCAAUUCAAGGGCUAAUAACACAAUUGGCGAAACGUAAAAUUUCACUCCUUACUCCCACAAGCAUGUAAAUCAGAAAAACAGUUUUGUAUUUUUUAACUAUGGGUACCGUUUCUUCAAAUAUGUUGGCACCACUAGACCUUGUUGAUGGACAGAUAUAUUUUAUUUAUUUUAUUUUUGCAAAGAUCUUCACUGUGUCCGUGACAACUGUGAGUACUGUCAUUUUAACUAUUGCUAAAAAAAAAAAGAUCAUCAAUAUGACAUGUCAGCACUGUUUACUCAUGUAAUUAACUAACUCUGAAUUUUUCCAUGACAGCAUAGUAUACAAUAUAUGCACUUGAGCAGUGGUGUCAAUUGAUGAAAAAUCUACUUCUUGCAGUGUCUAUAGCCACCUGUUUCCUUAGAAUUGGUUGCCUGGGAUCACAAACUGCCUGCUUGCUGUAACAUAAACAAUGCUAUCCUGGCGUAGCGUGUGCUAGCAUCUCUUUUACCACUAUAGCAAAACCUGCAACGUGACUAAGUGAUGGGAGAUCAGUGUUUCAAAUGAAACGUCCGAGGGGUGUCAGAAAAAGAGGUCUAACCAAGGAGAGUGUCCCUUAGAAAAAGGAAGCAUUUCUAAUGAGUGAAUUGACUAUUAACGGACAUCACCUCUAUGUGCUUGAACCCCAGGUUGCACCAAGUGGAUUGUCUCUGUAGGCAAAGCUGUGCCUAAAGGUGAACUGCAAGUUGCUCUGGAUAGAAAGUGUCUGCUAAAUGAUGGAAAUUACUAAAUGGAAGCCUUGAUCUCUCAGCAGAGCCACUGACCCCACAAUCUAAUGUAAUGUUGUAUGUAUGUAAGUAUGUAUAGAGGUGAAAUGAAAUGGACUGUAUUCCUUUGGAGACCUCCACGAUUGCAGUCGCAUCACUUUGUUUUUACAUUGGUCGUGUGCAAUAGUGUAGCGUAAAUAGUGUUGUAUGUAAUAUGAAACAAAAAUGGUUUGUUGAUAAUUGCACUUUUUGUUCUACUUUGGAAAUAUCCAUCAUGGAAAAAGUGACACAAUGUUAUGAAAAAUUAAAGGAAUAUGUUUGAACUCUGA